AUGUCUGAUGAUGACGAUGAUGGAAAGCUCGCUACUAUUACUAUAUUGGCACUUUUGUGCGUAUGCUGCAUGGGCUGCUGUUUAUGUUUUUGUUGCAAAGUAAAAAGCGAUACCCAAAGGGAAGUCAGAUUAUUUAGAAGACUAUUAUUAGGAAUUAUAAGUAACCAUAUGUAUGCUGUAGUCCCUGAACAUAUAUCAGUUCAUGAAAUUGACUUAGAAUCAUUUUUCCCAAGGUUUCAAUUCGGAAAUGAUCUUAGUGUAAAAAAUGAAGUUGCAUGCUGCAUUUGCUUUGAAGAGUAAAAUUAAUUUAGAUUCAAUUCAAACUCAUAUGCAAGAAAGCUUCUAUGCGGCCAUGUUUUUCAUGAUAGCUGUAUAGAUGAAUGGUUUAAGCGACAGCCAGAGCCUCGUUGUCCUUUAUGCAAGUCAGAUCCUUUUUUAUCGCCAAAGAAGCCGAAUUCUGAAGUCCCUGAAGUUAAAAAGCCAAGGGUAAAGAGAAGAGGAGAAACUCUGAAGCCUCCUAAUAUCGUUUUUGUUCCUCCUGAAACUGAGGAAAGUGGUAUGCAUUCAUUUAGCUCUCCGUAA
Molecule: messenger RNA, 582 nt
Organism: Blepharisma stoltei
Lineage: Eukaryota; Ciliophora; Heterotrichea; Heterotrichida; Blepharismidae
Source: the annotation of a GenBank genome assembly